AUGUUUGUAAGGAAAGUUGGAUGGGAAGCGGAUGAAGAGGAGAAGAUGGGACGAGAGAGAAAGGAGAUGAGAGUGAACAUUAUAAAGCGCCGGGGCAUGCCCGACUGUAUCGAGGAUGUGAUACGCUCUCGCGACGAUACGCUACACUCUCACGACGAUACGAUACACUCUCUCGACAAUGCUAUACACUCCCGCGACGAUGCGAUACGCUCUCGCGACGAUACGAUCGUUGCCUGGUCGUAA
Messenger RNA from Penicillium bovifimosum, 243 nucleotides. RefSeq lists its product as uncharacterized. Bases 1 to 243 code for a protein of 80 amino acids. The transcript has a single exon. The record is from RefSeq and is a predicted model, not a curated record. Lineage: Eukaryota; Fungi; Ascomycota; Eurotiomycetes; Eurotiales; Aspergillaceae.